AUGUUUAAAGUGCGUAAGUGUUUUGUAAAGCAUUUAUGUAAACGCUUUCAAUAUACCCUGCAUUUAUUUUUUAGGGUUUCCUUCAGCUCUAAAGGAUUCCAGAAUGAAACAUCAGAAGAAGAAACCUUCAGUUCAGAAAUUUUAGAUGAAGAAUUUUCAGUAUUUCACCAGACACCAGACACCAGAUACCAGACCCAGAUAGCAGACACCAGAUACCAGAUACCAGACACCAGAUACCAGAUACCAGACAUCAGAUACCAGAUACCAGAUACCAGACACCAGAUACCAGAUACCAGAUACCAGAUGCCAGACACCAGAUACCAGACACCAGAUACCAGAUACCAGGCACUAGAUACCAGAUACCAGACACCAGACACCAGAUACCAGACAACAGAUACCAGAUACCAGAUAAAGCGAUAA
Molecule: messenger RNA, 420 nt
Organism: Acanthoscelides obtectus
Lineage: Eukaryota; Metazoa; Arthropoda; Insecta; Coleoptera; Chrysomelidae
Source: the annotation of a GenBank genome assembly